This is a messenger RNA of Penicillium paradoxum, 870 nucleotides long. RefSeq names its product HPP family protein. The record is from RefSeq and is a predicted model, not a curated record. The transcript is spliced from 2 exons. The coding region runs from base 1 to 870 and encodes 289 amino acids. NCBI's taxonomy places the organism in Eukaryota, Fungi, Ascomycota, Eurotiomycetes, Eurotiales, Aspergillaceae.
AUGGCACCGUCCCCGCAUAGGCCGGUGACGCUGUCCCGCCCGUCAACCUGGAAUUUCGAUAUCGAUCGGUAUCUGAAUCCAUUCGUACCUGCGCCACCAUGGAAUCUUGUACCGCGACCUAUCGCCCACUUGCUGGGCUAUCGAGGCGAUGGCCCGAAACCGAUGGGCAACAUUCUGAUGGCUCUGUGGUCGUUGCUUGGAGCAUUUUGUGGCGUGGCCUUAGUGGCAUCAGUUUCCAAACGCGUGCCAUCUUUCGAAGCCCGUGAUGCACCAGCGAUUGUUGGCAGUUUUGGUGCCGCGGCAGUUCUUGAAUUCGGUACGAUUGAGUCGCCUUUCGCACAACCACGCAAUGCCAUCCUGAGCCAGAUUAUCGCUUGUUUCUUCGGCGUCGGGAUAUCGAAAUUGUUCGCCUUGAAUCCUCAUGCUGAAGCGUACACUGAGCUUGGGGGUGCUCUUGCUUGCGCUCUCACCACCGCCGUCAUGAUCAUUACCAACACGACGCAUCCGCCAGCGGGUGCGACUGCUCUGCUCGCAGUGACAAAUGCUGAGAUGGUUUCUCUGGGUUGGUUUUUGUUCCCAGUGAUAUUGCUCGGAGUCGCGCUCAUGCAGGCUGCCGCCGUGGUGAUCAACAAUGUUCAGCGUCGGUAUCCGUUGUACUGGUGGACGUCGCAUCCCCUGUCGACCCCUCAAGCCGAUGUUGAAAUGGCUCCUCGAAAAGCGUCAUCUCGUAUUUCUAGUCAUUAUGAGGACAGUUUAAACGACGUUCCUCGACAGUUAGUAAUAGAGCGCGGUGAGGUUUCAGUGCCCGAUGGGAUAUAUCUUUCUCCCGAGGAGAAAGAAGUCUUAGAAAAGAUCAGUGAGAGAAUCUAA